Messenger RNA from Postia placenta MAD-698-R-SB12, 1527 nucleotides. RefSeq lists its product as hypothetical. The record is from RefSeq and is a predicted model, not a curated record. The transcript has 6 exons. Bases 1 to 1527 code for a protein of 508 amino acids. Gene Ontology annotation, molecular function: protein binding. NCBI's taxonomy places the organism in Eukaryota, Fungi, Basidiomycota, Agaricomycetes, Polyporales, Adustoporiaceae.
AUGGCUACGCGCAUUAUUACGGACCUGCCCGUCGAGCUCCUUGUGAUGAUACUUUUCUUUCUCGAUGCGCACGGUCUGAUCAACUGUAAACAACACAUGCGCCGCACCGCUGAGCUUGUGCCAGGGACGUCCUUUCCACAGUGGACGACGCUUGUGUGGACGACCGCAUCCGGUGGUCUUUUCGCCCAGGCGAACAUGCGAGGCGGGAUUGAGUUCAUCCAGUUUCCAUCCGCAGUUCUUGGAGUUUCAGAGCGUCGAUGGUCUGUCUGCAGCGACCGGCUCGAGAUGGAGAUGGAGACAAUGUGUAUGGAUCCAUCACAGGACGUUGUUGUCGUGACAGGAUGGGCCCGGGAUCAAGUGCCCAACGGACCAGAGGGCCGGUACCCGGCACUUCGUAUCCUGUCUAUUACAAACGGGCAGUCUCAUCCUCUUGCUGCUCGCAGUGAGAUCAACCUGUCAGAUACGGGCAGAUAUGAUGAAUUAGGCGAAGUCGAACUAACCCGCAGGGAAGGACGCCAAUCCCGUCUAGAAGGCGACUACGUAGCGCAUCUUGGCUCUUGGAACCAUGAAUAUGCGGUUCUGGUGUGGGAUUGGAAGACCGGUGAUUUGCUUUGGGAAAGUACCUAUGUCGUGCAUCAUCUACAAUUUGAAGAAACAUCCCCAGAAAAUAAAUAUGAUUCCUUUGACUUCGUCGACAGUCGGCAUUUACUUGCGACGGACGACAGUAUCAUUGAUAUCUUCGUACUAGACAGACCAAGCAAAUAUACUGGUGUUCCAACCUUCAUUCGAGGUUCUCACUGCAUAUGGGAGCAUCCUAGGCGUAAAGGACAAUCGUUCACUGCACCCCGGCUUAUGUCAACGCACAAAGGCGGAUGCUCGCAGAGGAAUCCAGCUCAUCCGUUCUACUCGUCCUCACAGCGUGGUCUCGUUGCCGUCGCCUGUUACGGAGCGCCGCCUAAUGGGGACAUCUGGACGGAGGUGAUUUUGGUGCCUGCGUCCAUGAUCCGGGAGUGGGCUCUGCGCGCACAGACCGGCGAGGCCACCAUGCGUGUUGGAGAUGCUGGGAUCGUCGACUGGGCAGAUUGGGCACCACACUAUCCGAGACUGCUGCGCGCCGGCAGGCCGUUCUCUGCAGAGGUACAGGGCAUGCAUGCGACAUUCGCCAACAUCGAAGAGGAAGAUCUUGUGCUGGAUCAUAUUGACUACACCGCCGUCGGAGGUAAAGAAGUGGAAUUUGAUUUCAAGACCUCCCAUGACAUUGGAGAUGAGUGGGACGAAAGGGGGCUGUGUGUCGUCCCUGAGGACAGUGACGGCGUCCAUUCAGCAUACACCGAGGCUCAGCCGAUAGAUCAGAGCAUCCCACAGUAUCUAGUCAUCCUUCCAGAUUAUGCAAUUCUACAGGAGUAUGAGGAUGAUAAUGGGGACAAUCAGUGGCAGAUUUAUCAUAUCGUCGCCUCUGACUCGGAUGAUUCAGAAUGUGUCAAUGGCGAAGAGAAAGCCGGAGCGGUGAUCGAGACCACGGCAUGA